This is a messenger RNA of Leucoraja erinaceus (little skate), 837 nucleotides long. RefSeq names its product histone H4. Lineage: Eukaryota; Metazoa; Chordata; Chondrichthyes; Rajiformes; Rajidae. Gene Ontology annotation, molecular function: protein heterodimerization activity; structural constituent of chromatin; DNA binding. The transcript has a single exon. The record is from RefSeq and is a predicted model, not a curated record. Gene Ontology annotation, cellular component: nucleosome. Bases 58 to 369 code for a protein of 103 amino acids. Gene Ontology annotation, biological process: nucleosome assembly.
AAAGGAAACAGUAGCAUUCGACCUUUUAUUGUGCAGCGACUUGAGUGAAGAAACAUCAUGUCUGGCAGAGGGAAAGGAGGUAAAGGACUGGGCAAAGGCGGAGCCAAACGGCAUCGCAAAGUACUUCGCGAUAAUAUCCAAGGCAUCACCAAACCGGCUAUCCGCCGCCUGGCUCGGCGUGGCGGUGUCAAGCGAAUCUCGGGUCUGAUCUACGAGGAGACCCGUGGGGUGCUGAAGGUUUUCUUGGAGAAUGUGAUCAGGGAUGCGGUCACCUACACCGAGCACGCCAAGCGUAAGACGGUCACUGCCAUGGAUGUGGUGUACGCUCUGAAACGCCAGGGCCGCACUCUGUAUGGCUUCGGCGGUUGAAGAAUUAUUCCCUUUAUCCAAUCGACAAAACAAAGGCUCUUUUAAGAGCCACCAACCAUUUCACUGAGGGAGCAUUGACCGCGAGCAUGAUCACAUUAUGUAAUGAAUGAACUUUUAGUUAUUGCCCGACCGCUGCAUGUAUUUCUUUGAUUCUUGUUUUCAGCGGUUGUGAUGAAAGCUGAAGUUAGGCAGAUAUUCUAAAGGUUUAAACUGAGGAGGGGCAUAUAGUAGACUAUUCUCCAGGCCAAAGAUUAUAGAGGCUAUCCCCGUUCUCUCCUUUGCCACUUAACGCUUUGUAAAUCCAGCAAGACAAAGGUCGACUCGAAACUUCCCCGGGAAGCAGUGGUUUAUCUCCAGUCUCGGAUAGAACUGAAUAACAUCAGUUUCCACAUCUGGUCUGUAAAUUCGCACCGCGUAUUCAGAUUUAGUGGUUUACGGAGGUGAUUUAAAUUAAUUCGAAAUAAAGUU